AUGAAGUCAGUAUUGUUCUUCUGUCUAUUUUUUGCUGCUCACUCACACGCAGAAAUCGCCGACAACUCCAUAGAUGAGGUCUCGCUUCUCCUAAACGAGACCCUCCAGACAUCUGCGCCACUUGACCUUGAUAAAGAAAUCCGAGCGAUUGCCUAUGCCAACCUUACUGCAGAGGAUCACAAAAGGUUUUCCGAUAGGAUGGAUCUAAGACCAGCCCAGAAGCUUAUUGGUCGCUCAGAGUUACGUUCUGCUCUCGGAUUGGAGCCACGUGGAUCUAACUACAGUAGGACAACAAAUGACGGAAACGAUACCUCUAUAGAGGACUACUAUGAGUGGAAGGAGCCGAAAGUCGGAAUACGUGUUGAUAAGAACGCUACAAUGGCCGCCUCGUUUUUGGAUAUGCGGUUUCCAGCGAUUCGAACUAUUUACAACCAAAAGUUUCAAGGAAUUCUCGAACGACCUGAAGCGAAUGGGACGAUUAGCAGAGAAGACGUUGACCUAUUGACUUCGGAGUAUUAUGUCAUUGCCAAGAGAUUGGAUAGAGCAUUAAACAAACUGGAGCUACGUGAUAUAAUUGCAGAGGAUCCGGAUAUUCCGUUUAUCGUUAAAUUUUUUGCCAGUAUUGCCGACGGAUUAAAGGCCAUACCAUUCACUUCACUUCUGAACAUCGAGGAAGAGCUCGCCAACAUCUCCAUUUCUUGCUUAUCCCAUCGAGAUCACGAGGAAAUAACUGGCAACACACUUCGCUAUGGGUUUGCAGAGACUUUCAACUCAAUCUUGAUAAAUCACGCACAAUUGCUUAUUGGUAUGAUAGAAAUGCGUGCGGCGCUGGGAAUGCCACCACGUGGACCAUGGAAACGUGCAAGGAUUCUGAGUGAAGAAGAUAUUCUGGCGGCGCCGACGAUCGAAGAAUACUAUGAGAGACGGGAGGAGAGUAUGAAUUCUCUGAAUCUCGAUAGCCGGUUUUUCUUGGAGAAAAACUUCCCACCGGUUAUCGCGUUUUUGGAUAAAAGAUUCCCUACGAUUCGAGGAAUCUAUCGACAGGAAUUCCGGAAUGCAAAGAAGGUAGUGGAUAGAGAAGAUGUGGAUUCAAUGGUUCACAAAUUUCGCCAGAUGGCCGGUCGUAUGGAUGAGGCAGUAGACAAUAUGAGAAGAGAAUCUUUUACUUGCUAUCUUGCAAAUAAGGAUAAGCUAGAGAAUUAG
Molecule: messenger RNA, 1203 nt
Organism: Caenorhabditis remanei
Lineage: Eukaryota; Metazoa; Nematoda; Chromadorea; Rhabditida; Rhabditidae
Exons: 3
Coding region: 1-1203 (400 amino acids)
Source: RefSeq, a predicted model, not a curated record